CGCAAUUAUAUCGAUGUAGAGUAGUUUGAGGAAGAAAUAUAACUUGACCCUUUUUGUCGAGAACUAAACAUUCCCCAGAAAACAUCUAUUUUUGUCGGAAUAGCAGCCGUUUUCACAAUAAAUGGAUUUUUUAACGAUUCCACGUGCUGGGAGAUCAUUCAGACGUGACCUGCAAGCAUCUUCUGGCAGUCUGGCUUGCCAAUCUGACUCCAGAGACAAUUAUCGAAAAACAUAUAACACCUACACAGUUCAGAAAUCUACUCCUCCAUCAAGUUUCCUACGAUCAAGAUGCAGUCACAGAAUGAUGAAUAUCAACUCGUUGCGAAAUUAGCGAAUCUCAAGACAGUGGUGCAACUGUUGAGAUCUGUCAACUUUCGAGAGAACGCGAUGUGUUUUGCAUCUGAAAACGGUCUAAAAAUCACGGUGGAGGACUCAAAAUGCAUCCAAGCAAACGCUUAUCUCCCUACGAAUGUUUUUCAAGAGUACGACUUGAAAGACGACGCGAUAUUCAAGAUAAAUUUAACGGUUCUGGUCGAGUGCCUGGGAAUGUUUUGGAGUCAGAUUUCAGCAGCAGGAACAUCAGUGGGUCUACAAAUUUAUUACAGAGGGAAUGGAUACCCAGUGACAGUGCUCAUUGAGGAGGAUGGAAUAAUUACAGAUUGUUCGCUGAAAACUCAAGAAAUCGAGGAACUUCUGGACUUUCAAAUUCCACCGGAAAAAGUACUCAAUAAAGUUAUCCUGCAGACGGAAUUAUUGAGGGAUAUCUGGAGUGAAUUGGAUCCGAGUUGUGAGUUUAUUGAGUUAUUACUUUCUCCGAAGGCUCCAUAUUUCCAAAUUGGAACUGACGGAUUGGCUGGUGAAUGCAGGAUAGAGUUACCUCAUGACAGUGAUCUGAUUGACAGUUUCGAGUGUAAAACGGAGGCCAGCUUCUACUACAAAUUUGCCCACAUGAAACCAGCGAUGAGAGCCCUGGGGUGUGCAAACAAAGUCUCACUGAGGACGAAUGACAAUGGAUUGCUUUGCUUCCAGUAUAUGGUAAAGACUGAUGAAGGACACACCUGUUAUGUGGAAUAUUACCUGUCUCCAGUGCUGGAUACUGACGACUAAAGACCCAAAAAUCCACAAUAAAUCCACCAAAAUGAUCUAUUGAUUUCUCAAAUAUGUGUGGACUAAAAUUACUGUACAUAAAUGUAUUUCAUCUCAAUUAAUGUUAUCAUCAUUAUUAAUAUAAUUUGCGUUAGCAUCAUAUGGAACACAUAACGAUGGAAUUUUCGUAUUUUCACAAUCCUUUUCUCUUCUGUCUAGCAAACGACGAUACAAAGCUCGGGUUACACUGGUCGAUUCUCUUCCUUCCACUUUCACAAAAACAACACACAAUGAUUAUUUCACUCUGUUGACAUUCACAAUAACAUUAUUCACCUAAUUCGUGGGUACGAAUUAAUUCGACAAACGAUAAUCACCAACGAGAUUCAAUAUUCAUAGAGAUAAAGGUGAGAGAGGAUGGAUAUGUCAUAUUAAUUAAUUAUCGCACAUUUCAAUGGGUGAAGCGUUAUCUUGAAUUUUUUUUUCGAUUGAAUUGUUGAUCGAGUACAGUCGAGUAUAUAAAAGCAGAGUGAUUAAUUUUUUUUUAAUUUCCUUUGGCGAAAGUUGAGUUUUAGGGAAGUAAGACUAGUCAAUUUUACUUUCUCGAAAGAAUCUCACAGAAAAAAUUACUUUUUACGGGAUUUCCAAGACAUUUCUAUUGAAAACUAACCGAUUAGCUUUUUGUUAUAUUUUAGUGUCUCUAAUUGAGAACUAUUUGGAUAAAAUUUUUGAACGAGUACAAAACCAAAUGAUAAAUCAUCCUCAAUGUUCAUUAAUUGUCCCACAGUUCAAAUAAUUCUACAUUUCUAGUAAGAAAGUUGCCUCCACAUUAUUGAUUUCUAUAAUUAAUUCAUAUCGCUCGAUAAAGAAAUAUAUAAUAUUUACACAAUUGCAUACUUCGGUAAUUAUCUUAAUUAAAACCGAUAGAUUACAAAUAUACAAUUAUUAGUUCAGUCAAUUAAUUCCUAGAGCACAAGCUCGAUGAGUAUCAGUUUUACAGAUUCAAUAUUUGCGAUUAAAAUUGUGUUCUUCUUCCACGUGUAUUUCCACCAAUAAAUAAUUUAAUUUAAAUCUUGAUUGAUUACGUCCAUCGUAUUUUUCAAAUAAAAAUACAGUCCGAAAAUUAGCCACAACGUCAUGAUUAUCUUGAACAUUUAUGUAGAUUCAACGUAAAUCGAACAUAAAAAAUAGAGCAGAUUCUAAAAAAUGACCAAAAAAUAAAAUUCUUAUCAAAGGGGCAAAUCUUCACCUUUCGUUUCUCGUUAAUUGUGAAAUUAUCUUUAAAAUUUCAGCUAAAAUUCCCCUACAUCUAGUAGUUCUGGACUCAUCGAAUUUUUUACAAUUUCACAACAAUUAACCCCUAUGUCCAAUAUUGUUUAGUUAAAAUUAAGUACUUUGAUAAAACUUACUCAUUGGCCCUUGGUACUUUAACUAGCGUUGAUUGGCAUUUAUCGUGAAAAUAUUCGAAAAUAUUGGCAAAUUAUUAGAUUCAAUAUUUCAUACUUGCUUUCUUCACUCGUUUUGACAUUUUAUUGUGACACUAACAGUCUCAUUGUUGAUUUAUCCUUGAGGCAAUGGGAGAGGUGUACAUAUUCUGUGUAAAUUCUUGGACUCUGCGGUUCUAAUUAUAAUUAAUUACGAUUAAUUUUAAUUAUUAUUUCGGUAGUGAAGUGGCAGAAGCCGAAUUUUGUCCAAAAUAAUGUCAAGAUAAUUCCUAAGCUAAUGAGUUUAGAAGAACUUGUCAAAAUAACUUUUCUUUAAAGAAUUUCAUUGUUGUCGAAACAGAUUUAAUGGCAGUUUUCUAUAACCUGCAUUGUUUAGGAGGUAUUAGCCAAAAUCUCAGUAUGCAACGGACCAGAGACCUCUACCACUUUAUCACCGAUUUUAAUCUUCUUCUCAGAUAAUUAAGAUACCACGUAAUUAUCGAAGAAAGACAAAACAUAAUUAACAUAGAGAUAUAUGGCAUUUGUACAAAUCAAUAACAGGCAGUCUUUUCGGAGCAAUAGUUCUGCGUUUUCAACAACGAAAAAGGAAAAAAUAUAUAUAAAAAAAAAAACCAUCUCGGUUACAAAGAAUUUCAUAAAGUCUGC
Molecule: messenger RNA, 3173 nt
Organism: Diachasmimorpha longicaudata
Lineage: Eukaryota; Metazoa; Arthropoda; Insecta; Hymenoptera; Braconidae
Product: cell cycle checkpoint protein RAD1-like
Exons: 5
Coding region: 289-1107 (272 amino acids)
Biological process (GO): DNA repair; DNA damage checkpoint signaling
Cellular component (GO): checkpoint clamp complex; nucleus
Molecular function (GO): 3'-5' exonuclease activity
Source: RefSeq, a predicted model, not a curated record